This is a messenger RNA of Mauremys mutica (yellowpond turtle), 6197 nucleotides long. It is a transcript of the gene ANKAR, whose product is annotated as ankyrin and armadillo repeat containing. Lineage: Eukaryota; Metazoa; Chordata; Testudines; Geoemydidae. The transcript has 25 exons. Bases 1787 to 6190 code for a protein of 1467 amino acids. The record is from RefSeq and is a predicted model, not a curated record. Gene Ontology annotation, molecular function: protein binding.
UAUAGAAAGAGACCUUCUAAGAAUGUUAAAAUGUAUUACUGGCACGCGAAACCUUAAAUUAGAGUGAAUAAAUGAAGACUCGGCACAUCGCUUCUGAAAGGUUGCUGACCCCUGGGAUAGACUGUCAAGCACAAAUGAGAAAGUGACCAUAAAUACUUGUGGAAAGGGAAUGCCUGAAAUUCAAAAGGGGAAGAGGGGGUGACAAAUAAUUUGUAAACCAUGUAUUAAAUGUGUCUCUCUGUUCCCCAAACUGUACAUAAAUUAAGGCUGUGUGACAGAGUGUAUACCCCAUCCUGGCUCUGAAAGAUGCGAAUUAACAUCUGGCUGCACCAAAGGGUGGACCAGGCCUAAUUAAAGAUGCACCCCAGCUGGGCAAGGAUGAUGAUAAAGAAAGGAAGCACAGUAUUAGAAGGACUGUAGGGAAGGAACCAUAUAGUUCUUCUCUGGGGAGUGGAAAGUGGGAGGCUUAAGGAAAAUACCUAGGGGCAGAUUUGAUUUUGGGAUUGGGAAAUCUGGGAAGAAGUGGGAGAGAUCUAAUAAAUGGGCAGGAUCUGGACUUCAAGGGAAAGAGUCCAGGAAGCUAUUCAGUGGAGGAAUAGAGCAAGGGAAAUUUAGAGUUGUGAAAAGUUGAGAUGGAAGAAGUUGGUUUAGGAUUUUAUUGGGGGAUUAAGCGUCCUAGGAAUCCCAGCCCUGAAAAAAGGCUGAAAUUAGAGGCUAUAGAGAGGCCUGCUGACAGGCUAUAGUAGGAAGUCCAAGGAGGCAGCAGCAAGGUCUCUAAAGAAUGCUGGUUAUAGGAUCCCUGGAUGGGAGUCCUAUAUAAUGGGAGGGCUUUCGUUCCCCUCCUAGCCACUGGGGAAGGGGGUGAGUGAGACCCCCGCUGUAGUGUAGGGGGUAAGAUUUUAAAGCCCUGAGAAUAGUUCAGAGUAGAUCAGAAUAAGGCCAGGGCCUGUUAUUGUUGGACUCAGUUACCUUAGAAUUAGUGGGAUUAAACGUGAGGGGGGCAGAGAUUUGAGUCAUGAGAGGAUGCCCACAGUGCUGGAAUAGCUGCGAGCAAAAAAGCACUAGAUGAGAGCCUAGCUACCGGGGCGGGUUUGCGAGCAGUGCUGUUGGAGCGCUAAUUCCCUGUUGUGCAAUUUUCCCAUUUUGACUCGAGCUGAAGUGUGCAGCUACUGGUUUUAUAGCGGUAACGGGAUCCCUGCAUUCAGUGAGUCACCCCGCCACAGUUAUUCCUGCUGCCACUUGUUUACAUUUCAUCAAAGAUUAAUUGGGGUGAUGUGUGAUCAGGGAUAAAUUAUUCCUAACCCCCCCGCCGGGAAGCUGGCGCAGGCGGUCCGCCGGGUACGGAUUCCCUCAGAAGCGAGCAGAAGGCGGCGCCCUCGUUUAGAAGGGCGCACUGGCAGCUUCCCGGGUGGCGAUGGUGUCCCCGCCCCACAGCACGAAAUAGAGAAGCCGGCUCUAGCCACUGCCCCCGCCUGGGCCUGGCGCGCAGCCCCGACUCUCGCGCGCUCUCCCUCGCGGGGACGCGCUCCGGCCGCGGGCACGACCAGCGCGUCGUGCACAGCUCCCCCUGCGGGGGUUGCCAAGGGGGAGCGGCGGCGGCGGCGUCCCGCGUUGCUAAGGUUCCCGCCAGGCCAGGCGCCGCGCGCGCUUCUCCCGGUUGGGCCGCGGGACUCCCUCCCUUCGCCGCCACGACCGGCCAGAGCGGAGCCUGGCCCCCUAUGGAAGCUCCCACCUCGCCGCCAGGCUGUAUUUAAUUUUAGACACUGCAGAAAGGAACGAUUGGAGAAUGCUGAGGUCUGUCAAAAAAACAUUACCUAGAAAUGAACAAGCAGAUGAGACAACCUACUUAGCAAAUUUAGCAGUACAGAGAAAUGCCAGUGCCUUCUUUGACAAAUUUGACCGAAGUGAAUUACAGGAAUUACUUACCACUACCUCUUGUAGCUGGCUGGCUUCUAAAGAUGACCUACACCUGCCAUUAGAACUUCCCAGUGGACUUAUGGGUCAGCUAAAAAACAUAAGUUCCCCAACUGCAAUUUUCCUAGCACCAGUGGUGCCAGAUGUACCUUUGGACUGUAAAGAAGUUCAUCAGAUUUUGAGAGAAUUGGCUGUAGGAAUUUACUGUUUAAACCAAAUUCCUUCCAUCAGCUUAGAUUCCAAUUACGAUCACAGCACAUCUUGUCAGCUUCCUCCAGCUUACAUUGACACCAGAAUUGGACAAAUCUUGAUCAGCGUUGACUACAUGUUAAAAGCACUGUGGCAUGGUGUGUAUAUGCCCAAAGAGAAGCGUGUCAGGUUCUCUGAAUUGUGGCGUUCCAGUAUGGAUAUUGAUAUGGAUGGGAAUCCGCAAACAGAAAAAAAUAUUUUUUCAGAGUUUUGUUCAGCAGGUCUAAUUGAUCUUUCCAAUGAACCAGAUUUUGAGGGAAUCUAUGAUGAAAACAUGAAUGAAGAUCCAACUUAUGACCCUAACAGUGCACAAGAAAAAAAUCUCUUUAUGCAGUAUGCAGACAAUAUACUAUUUAAGUUGACAUUUGGUACUAUACAAGUUCAGCAGCAUGAAAAUGUGUGUAAAUUUGAUGCAGCAUAUGUGCUUUCUAAUGUGAUAAGAUUGACUGAGGAUCACCUUGACACAGUAACAUACCAAAGGUUGCAGCAGAGACUAAUUCUUCAGCAAAAACUCGUGAAGAAGCACUUAGAGAAAAAAGCAGAAAUCCGUAAGAAUAUUGAAUAUCUAAAAAUAGUGAGCUUUCUGAUUCCAUUUUUACUUGGCUUAAAAAGAAAGAUGAAAAUUCCAAAUUUAAAUCAGCUUCUUCAACCAUAUUCAGAUGAUAAAGUUAAGACUGAACGAGAAUUGCCUCCAUUUGUGUUUGGGCCAGAUUUUAAAUGCCAACAUUUUCAUUACAUAAAGAAUGAGUAUUUUCAUGUUCAUGGAGGAAUUGAAUUUGAUGUUGGUACACCUUCUCUUGAGGAUGUUUCAGAAAAGAUAAAGGCCGUCUUUGAUGACAUACAGAUUUGUGCAUCAAACCAUGUAGCCCAGUUGUUAGACCCGGAUAUACCAUACAGAGAACAUUAUUCCAUACCAACCAUGGAAUUUGAUGGAAAGAGCUACUAUGUGAUCUCCAUUGAAUUGGAAACUUUUUAUCAGCAGCUAUAUAAGACCCCAUGGUGGGGAGCCAUAAAUGAAAUAAUAAGCACUCUGAAGCCUAAAAGGCUUCCAUUAACUGAUAUCCAGUCACUGGAGCAAUUCAAGAAAAGAUUUGGUUAUAAGAAAGCUAUUAAAUGCAAGAGUUUACCUUAUGGUAUGAAGUCUGCUGCUGAGAGAGGACUAUCUGCUAUCUUCCAUACUUUUUGUCGUAAAACAUCUACUUCCAGUCUCAGUGUUGUAGAUGAAUAUGGUUAUGCUCUUCUCCAUCAUGCUUCCAUACACAACCGUGUGCCAAUUAUCUGUCAGCUGAUUAAAUCUCAUUUGAAUAUCAAUCAGAGGCGCAAUGUUCACUUUAACCCGGGAAGACGUUCACAGAAGAGUGAGACUAAGGGGGACAGAGCUGGAAAACCAAAUUUGCAAGAAAAGGAGACCUCUGGGGAAAGAACUGCUUUAGGCCCUACUGCUUUACACUUGGCAGCUCAGUGUGGAUCCAUUGAAGCACUUACUUGUCUUCUGGCCUUUAAGGCAGAUUAUAAAUUAACGGAUGAUCGAGGAUGGAUGGCUAUACAUUUUGCUGCAUUUUAUGACAACAUUUCCUGUAUCACGGUUCUCUGUAGAAAAGACCCAGAUCUACUAGAGGCUGAAACAACAGCUGAAUAUCAUUCUACUCCACUAUUGCUUGCAGCCACAUCUGGAGCAUUAGACACUCUUCAAUAUUUGUUUUCUCUUGGUGCCAACUGGAAGAAAACUGACAGUGAAGGAAACAAUAUAAUUCAUUUAGCAGUGCUGUACUUUCACACAGAAAUUCUCAAGCAUCUAAUACAGCUAGAUAAUCCAGAUCUUCCAGUUUGGAAUACUCUUGUAGAGAUGUUACAGUGUGAAGACUCUAUGAAGCCAGAAAUGGCAGUUAGAUCCUUGGAAGUUCUCUGUUUAGCAAAAGAUUUCUACUGGAAAUGCAUUUUGGAUUCAGGUGCUAUCCCCUCUCUAAUCAAUCUGUUGAAAGGCCACCAGAUCAAGCUGGCAUGUAUAACAUCAGGGGUGUUGAGUAACAUUUCACCACACAUCACCAUUUCUAAAGCUUUAGUAGAAGCAGGAGGCAUUUCAGUAUUAAUUGAAUUGUUGGGUUCUGGUGAACCUGAACUGCAAUCUCGCUGUGCUGUUAUCCUAUACGAUAUUGCCCAGUUCGACAAUAAUCAAAAUGUCAUUACUGAGCUGGGUGGAAUCCCUCCUUUGAUAAAUCUUUUGAAAAUUAAAUUACAGGAUUUGUUAGUUAAUGUAAUAAAUUGUAUCCGGGUUUUAUGCAUCCAGAACAAACAGAAUCAAAUCACAGUGAAGGAACAUCAGGGUAUUCCAGCACUUGUUGAGUUUCUAACUUCACAAUCAGAUGUGCUACAGGCUGUAUCUUCAGCAGCUCUUGCAGAGCUUGCUCGGGGGAAUGAGAAGAUGCAGGAUGCCAUUGCAGAUGCAGAUGCAAUUGGUCCUGUGGUUGAACUUCUCCGUGGAAGGAAAAUCACUGUGCAAGUGAAAGGUGCUAUGGCUAUAGAAGCACUAUCGGAUAACAAUACUCAUAUACAGAAACUGUUUCUGGAAAAAUCAGCAACAAAAUAUCUUUUAAAGCUCUUGAAGGCGUUUCACUUGACAGUUAAGGAACAAGGUGCUACAACUUUGUGGGCACUGGCAGGACAAACACUGAAGCAGCAAAAGCUUAUGGCAGAACAGAUUGGGUACAACUUUAUUAUUGAUAUGCUUUUGUCACCAUCUGAUAAAAUGCAGUAUGUUGGAGGUGAAGCAGUCAUAGCUCUUAGCAAAGAUAGCAAACUUCAUCAAAAUCAAAUAUGUGAAGGAAAUGGAAUUGGUCCUUUGGUUCGAUUGUUGAGAAGCACAAAGAUAGCAGAGGGCACGCUCCUGAGUGUCAUCAGAGCUCUGGGGACCAUUUGUAUUGGUGUGGCUCAUACAAACAAUCCAGUCAGCCAGGAAAACAUAGUGGAUGAACAGGCCUUACCAAUACUGGUUCACCUGCUUAAAAAUCAUAAUUCUCUUCAGAUAAAGGUUGAAGUUGCAUAUUCCUUGGCUUGCAUUGUUUUAAGGAACAGUAAUUUACAAACUGUGUUACAAGAGGAGGAAGGUUUCAAUUAUAGUGAUGUUCUUGAACUUCUUAAUGCACCUGAUAAGGAUAUUUGUUUACGAGCUGGAUAUGCUUUAGCCCUUUUUGCAUACAACAAUCCUGUCCAACAGUUCCUGAUAUUGGAGACCGGCGCAAUUAUGAUGUCUACAUUUGAACCUUUUCUACGAUCAGAAAUUGAGACAGAUAAAGCAAUGGCUGCAUUUCAGAUUGUUGUUUUAGCCAGAGUCAUAGUGGAUGUGGACCAAGUUACUUUGUCUGCAAGAGGUGUUACUAUUUUAGUUGAACUACUAAAUUCUAAAAAGACAGCUACUCUUGUUCUAACAGGGAAGUUAUUGGCUAGCCUGGCUCAUACAAGAGCAGGUGUUCCAGAAGCAAUUACUGAACUAGGAACUAUCAAACGUCUUUGUUAUCAUUUGUACUCAGAUAAAGAAGAGGUUCGUAUCGCCUCAGCUGGUGCUCUUGGAUACUUAACAUUUAACCGCACUGCUUAUCGCCAUCUAUUAGUGGAAUGCAGGAACAAACCCAAGCAGUUCACACGUCUAAUGAAUAACCUCAGCAGGGAUGCAAAAAUAAGCCAGGACUUUGUAAAAGAAUUCCAAAGGCAAAGACAAGUGGGGCUGCCUUCUUUAAGUUUGGUGAUAAAUGGAGGACCCCCUGCAGUUCCAACCUAUACUAAAGAGAGAUCACGAAGUAUUAGUAGUAGAAGACAAUUCAAAGCUAAAUUUCAUCCAAAGGACUCUCUUCUUUUAAUGCCUAUAUCUGCUCACUUAAUGGGAAAACUCAGAACUACAGACAAACCCUGUAGCCGAACCACUGGACUUCAUUCAUUUGCACAUGCAACUUUCGACAUCACAAAAGUUUCAAGACCAAGAAUUUUUAAUGUCAGCAAGCUCCGGCUUAAUUCACCAGGAAAGAAAGCUUGAGUCCAGU